CGGAGUUGCCAUUCCGACGCACAUCCCUCGCAGAAGAGCAACAGCUACGCGGAGUUGCCCAAAGUGGACUACACAGAUUCCUCUGCGGACAGAAGGCGACCUGAUACCCGGCUUUCAUAUCCUCUGCUCGGGGAGACCAGCAGCCGUGGGAUGCGCCUGGACAGAGGUUCGGUGAGGUUAAAGUCGGAUAAAGAAAUGAGACUGGAAGGGUGCAGACUGUAAGCAUCGCGUUCACAACUCCGGAGGAAUAACGGGACCUGAAUGAAUGUGAAAUAAAGCGUUCGGUUAUUUUGUUUUAUUAUUUUUUUAUACGGGGCGUAAAGACCCAUCCCCACAUCUGAAGACAUGAGAAUUGGGAGAGGAACACAAAGCUCGGCUGCGGUGCUCUGUGUUUGAGGCUCCAUCCAUCCGAAGGGUCCAGUCUGCACACCUUUAUUCAUGUUGCAGAAGCCUGUUUUAUGACAAUGGAUUACUUGCUGUGGGUGUGCAGCCUCGUUGUCCCCGUGGUGCUGGCUGUAGAAGAAACCCUUAUGGACAGUCGGUGGGCAACAACAGAGCUGGCAUGGACUACGUUCCCAGAGAGCGGGUGGGAGGAAGUGAGCGGCUACGACGACUCCAUGAGCCCCAUCAGAACCUACCAAGUGUGUAAUGUCCGCCAGCCCAGCCAGAACAACUGGCUGAGGACGGACUUUAUACCCCGCAAGGGCGUGCUGCGCGUCUACGUGGAGCUCAAGUUCUCCGUGCGCGACUGCGCCAGCAUCCCAAACAUCCCCGGCUCCUGCAAGGAGACCUUCAACCUGUUCUACUACGAGUCCGAGGGGGACGCAGCCACCGACAGCAGCCCCCUGUGGAGGGAGAACCCCUACGUGAAGGUGGAUACCAUCGCCCCGGAUGAGAGUUUCUCCCUCCUGGAGGCGGGUCGGAUCAACACUAAAGUGCGCAGCUUCGGCCCCCUCUCCAGGGCCGGCUUCUACCUGGCCUUCCAGGACCUUGGCGCCUGCAUGUCGCUCAUCUCCGUCAGGGUUUUCUUCAAGAAGUGCUCCACCACUAUUGCCAAUUUUGCCGUCUUCCCCGAGACCGCCACGGGGGCAGAAGCCACCUCCUUAGUGAUCGCCCCGGGGGCCUGCGUCAACAACGCCAUGGAGGUGUCCGUCCCCCUGAAGCUGUACUGCAACGGGGACGGAGAGUGGAUGGUCCCCGUGGGCUCCUGCACCUGCGUGGCCGGAUACGAACCAUCCUCGGACGGAACCCAGUGCCAGGCUUGCAUCCCUGGGACCUUCAAAUCCAAAUUCGGGGAGGGAUUCUGCACCCCCUGCCCAUCCAACAGUCGCACCAGUGCACGAGGAGCCAAUAUUUGCCCCUGCCAAAGUGGCUUCUACCGCGCUGACAGCGACCCCCCAGACUCCGCAUGCACCACGAUCCCCAAGGCGCCUCGCAACGUUAUAUCCAGCGUGAAUGAGACCUCGCUGUCCUUGGAGUGGGAGGAACCCGAGGACACGGGCGGGAGGAGCGACCUGGUCUAUAACGUGGUGUGCAAGAAGUGCCUGAGGGACCGCAGCCCCUGCACGCGCUGCGACGACAACGUGGACAUCGCCCCCCGCCGGCUGGGGCUGAGGCAGAGGAAGGUGGUGGUGAGGAACCUGCAGGCCCACACCCGCUAUAGCUUCGAGGUGCAGGCUGUCAACGGGGUCUCUGGGAAGAACCCCAUCCCACCCGUCUACUCCACGGUCAACAUCACCACCAACCAAGCGGCACCUUCAGCAGUGCCCACCGUCCAUCUGAUGCGCUCCACCUCGGACACUCUCAGCCUUUCGUGGCUGCCCCCUGAGAAACCCAACGGGGUCAUCCUCGACUACGAGAUUAAAUACCAUGAAAGGGGCCAGGCGAUGUCCCACACUGUAACAUCCCAGCACAGCUCUGCCAAGGUGGAGGGGCUGAGGGCCGGCUCGCCCUACGUGGUGCAGGUCAGAGCUCGCACUGUUGCCGGAUACGGACGCUACAGCAACCCCAUGGACUUCAGCACGAGCCUUCACAGUGACCCUCAGAAGUCGGUGCAGGACCAGCUGCCUCUCAUCGUCGGCUCGGCCUCCGCGGGUCUGGUGGUCAUUGUUGCGUUGGUGGUCAUUGCUGUGGUCUGCCUUAAGAAGCAGCGCAGCGGCUCGGAGCUGGAGUACACGGAGAAACUGCAGCAAUACAUUUCUCCGGGUGUCAAAGUCUACAUCGACCCGUUCACCUACGAGGACCCCAACGACGCCAUCCACGAGUUCGCCAAAGAGAUAGACAUCUCCUGCGUGAAAAUAGAAGAAGUCAUCGGUGCAGGUGAAUUUGGCGAGGUGUGCCGCGGACGUCUGAAGCAGGCGGGUCGCAGGGAGAUGGUGGUGGCCAUUAAGACGCUGAAAGCCGGCUACACCGAGCGGCAGAGGCGGGACUUCCUGGGCGAGGCCUCCAUCAUGGGCCAGUUCGACCACCCCAACGUGAUCCGGCUGGAGGGGGUCCUGACGCGGAGCUGCCCCGUCCUCAUCAUCACGGAGUUCAUGGAGAACGGAGCGCUCGACUCCUUCCUCAGGCUGAACGACGGGCGCUUCACCAUGACGCAGCUGGUGGGGAUGCUGCGUGGCAUCGCCGCGGGGAUGAAGUACCUGUCGGACAUGAACUACGUGCACCGAGACCUGGCCGCCCGCAACAUCCUGGUCAACAGCAACCUGGUCUGCAAGGUGUCCGACUUCGGGCUGUCCCGCUUCCUGGACGACACGUCAGCUGACGCCACUUACACCAGCUCCCUGGGAGGGAAGAUUCCUAUCCGGUGGACGGCGCCAGAGGCCAUCGCCUUCAGGAAGUUCACCUCCGCCAGUGACGUGUGGAGUUACGGCAUCGUCAUGUGGGAGGUGGUGUCCUAUGGGGAGCGGCCAUACUGGGACAUGAGCAACCAGGAUGUGAUGACGGCAGUAGAGCAGGACUACCGGCUGCCCCCCCCCAUGGACUGCCCCAUGGUGCUGCACCAGCUGAUGCUCGAGUGCUGGAUGAAGGAGAGGAACCUGCGGCCCAAGUUCUCCCGCAUCGUCAGCACCCUGGACAAGCUGCUCCGCAACGCCGCCAGCCUCAAGGUGGUGACCAGCACCUACUCAGGGGACCUGCUGCGGCUCGGAGGCACUCUGCCGGGACACAACAGGAAGAGUCCGGACAGCAGUCAGGAAAUCGUUCGGCAACAGAUGAGCCAAACUCUCCCCAUCCGAGUGUGAUCUGCUGCGAGAAGAAAACAGAAAACUACCUAAAACUCUAUCCUGAGGAGCCUGAUGUAAAAUAAAGAGAAGAUAAAAGAAGGAGGACCGUUUUGGAGAUGUCUUCUCAACUGGAGAUUUAAAGUCCGUUUAAAGAGAACUGUCCUUUGCAGUGUGUGUGUUCAUUACUUGACACUUUGUUGACAUAAAGCCAAACUUCCUAUUGCCCCCUCUCAGGUUGUGUUUGCAUGUCUGCAUGAGUUUUUAUGCUGGUUGGG
Trematomus bernacchii (emerald rockcod) is the source of this 3496-nucleotide messenger RNA. It is a transcript of the gene ephb3a, whose product is annotated as eph receptor B3a. The transcript has 15 exons. The record is from RefSeq and is a predicted model, not a curated record. Gene Ontology annotation, biological process: protein phosphorylation; axon guidance; cell surface receptor protein tyrosine kinase signaling pathway. Gene Ontology annotation, cellular component: plasma membrane; neuron projection. Gene Ontology annotation, molecular function: protein binding; ATP binding; transmembrane-ephrin receptor activity. Lineage: Eukaryota; Metazoa; Chordata; Actinopteri; Perciformes; Nototheniidae. The coding region runs from base 459 to 3239 and encodes 926 amino acids.